This is a messenger RNA of Culex pipiens pallens (northern house mosquito), 1134 nucleotides long. RefSeq names its product poly [ADP-ribose] polymerase-like. The record is from RefSeq and is a predicted model, not a curated record. The transcript is spliced from 2 exons. Bases 1 to 1134 code for a protein of 377 amino acids. Lineage: Eukaryota; Metazoa; Arthropoda; Insecta; Diptera; Culicidae.
AUGAAGAAGGUCAAGAAAGAGGAAGAGCGGGCAGAGCCCAAGGUCAAGCGCGAGAAGCCGCCACUCUACAACCUGCAGUUUGUCAUGCUUGGCAAGACGGAAACGCCUAAAGAUCAACUCAAGGACAAGAUCCUCAAGCUGGGCGCGAAAGUGGCCUCCAAAAUCACCAACACGAUCGCGGUCAUCAUCUCGACCCCAGCAAAGGUUGAACAGAUGGGCAGUCGCAUGCAGGUAUGCAGAUCCAGGUUGUGCCGCAAGAUUACAUCAAGAAUGCCAAGGCCGGCGGUGCGAUUUCGUACAUCACGAGCAAGUCCAUCUACGAUUGGGGGUCCGAUCUGCAGCCGAAUCCCGCAGGAAGAAGAAAAGUUCAAAUUGACGAAGAGCAUCUACAUCACAUCCGUCCCGUCGAAGGUGACGCUGAUACUAAAGGGCGGUCUCGCGGUCGGUUCCGACUCCGGGCUGGGCGAAGUCACGCACGUCUACAAGCGGAAAAAGUUGAUUUUCAAUUGUGUGCUCAACAAGGUAGACAUUCAAACGGACAAGAAUUCCUACUUCAAGGUGCAAGUGCUGGAGGCGGACAAAGACAACAUCUCAAAUCUCUGCGACAGAAUGAACGACGUGGUAAGGAAGGUCUACGGAACACUCAAGACCUUCAGACGCUUCGCACCGAUUCUUCCUGAGCCAACACGUCGGAAGCUUGUGCAGGCAGUAGUGAUGCCGUACUUUACCUACUGCGACAUCGUGUAUUACCCCGGGCUGAGCGCUGCGCAACGAGAACAACUCCACCGCUGUUUCAAGUCAGCGGUACGGUUUGUACACAAGCUAAGACGUCGCGACACCACCGUUCCCUUCAGAAACUCCAUACUUGGACAUGAUCUGAUGGUCAAUUACAAACUCCGAAUUUGCUGUUUCAUGAAACGAGCAUUUGAGGAGGCCACGCCCGGAUACAUCCUACAGCACCUACAACGCGCCAGACAGGAGCGAACGGCCGGCUUCAUCGUCCCGAGGCACACAACCUCCAGUGGGAAAAGUGUGCUAGUCUACGGAGUUUCCCGCUGGAACGAACUACCAGUAGCAAUCAAGCAGGAGAGACGAUUCAACGCUUUCAAGAAAGCGAUAGCUAGGGAAAACUAG